Planococcus citri (citrus mealybug) is the source of this 2192-nucleotide messenger RNA. RefSeq names its product C1 family peptidase 26-29-p (gene 26-29-p). The transcript has 11 exons. Gene Ontology annotation, molecular function: cysteine-type endopeptidase activity; cysteine-type endopeptidase activator activity involved in apoptotic process. Bases 120 to 1799 code for a protein of 559 amino acids. The record is from RefSeq and is a predicted model, not a curated record. Gene Ontology annotation, cellular component: lysosome. Lineage: Eukaryota; Metazoa; Arthropoda; Insecta; Hemiptera; Pseudococcidae. Gene Ontology annotation, biological process: positive regulation of peptidase activity; positive regulation of apoptotic signaling pathway; immune response.
AUCAUUUUUUAUCUGAAGCAGCGGAUGACUUGCCAAUCAAGUGCGAUGAUUAUGAUGGAUUAAAUGCAAAUUGUGAGUUGUACGAGACACAUCUAAUGCGCUAUUUCCUGUAAUAUUAAAUGUUGAAGAAGUUAAGUGCCAUAAUGUUGAAGUAUUUCGGUAUUUUGGCGAUUCUCCUCAUCUCUGGGAGCACUAGCUAUGAAGAAUCACAAGCACCACCGGUGUUUCCUAGCAGCUAUGUUGCCAAAGCUGUUUUAUACAUCCCAUACUCAGAAAUCGAAGAGCCAUUUUACGCCUGGUACGAUGCCGACAAUUCCGUCAGCAGAGUGGAUUACUAUGGAGGCAUGGUUAAAACGUACCAAUUAACGAAACAAGGAUCUUACGGUACUAUGCUUAAAAUCGCACCCAUUACGACCGAAGAUGAAACAAACGCUGUCACUUGUCUACAAGUAAAUGGGUCGGCUGAAAUUGGUGUAAUUUCACCUCAAAACGUUCUUCCUGAUUUGAAAAGCUACGAGUUAAUUGGUACAGAAAUAAUCCGCGGCAUCGAAGCGGAAAAAUGGCAGUUUACUGAAAAAGAUGGGCAAAAGUUGACGAAAUACACUAUGUUUAUUCAAUACCAGAAAUCGACCAAAGACCCCAAUGUUCAAAUACCUGUACCUGUUACGUUCAUUAUGAAAGGCAUGAAUGUUAUUUUUGGAUCACAUUUCGAUCAUUAUUGGAUCGAUUACGGGUAUUUUUCCGAUGAGAAACCAGAUCCUUCAGUUUUUCAAGUCACUGAUAUGAAAUGUCAAUCGUUCCCUGGACCCGGAAUCGAUCACGUUUAUACGUUCAACCCGAUUCGUGAAUUUGUCGAAGGAUACGACGAACACGUAGAUUUUGCUUUUGAUAAGUUUAAGAGAGCUCACAACAAAGAAUACGAUGAUAAAGAGCAUCCUUACAGAAGAGAAGCUUUCAAACAUAACGUUAGGUUUAUUCAAUCGAAGAAUAGAGCUAAUUUAGGAUACUCUCUGGGAGUUAAUGUUUUAGCCGACAAAACACCGACGGAAUUACGUGCUCUUAGAGGUCGUAGGUAUUCUGCUGGUUACAAUGGCGGUCAACCUUUCCCUUACGAUGCCGAUAAAGAAAUUCAAUCAGCUCCUGAUAAUUUCGAUUGGAGAAUUUAUGGAGCUGUGACUCCAGUCAAAGAUCAAUCGGUUUGUGGAUCUUGUUGGAGUUUUGGAACGACCGGAGCAAUCGAAGGUGAAUAUUUCGUUCACACCAAAGGUACUCUGCUUCGUUUGUCUCAACAGGCAUUAAUUGACUGCAGCUGGGGAUACGGUAAUAACGGUUGUGACGGCGGAGAAGAUUUUAGAGCAUAUCAGUGGAUGUUGAAACACGGAGGUAUUCCUACAGAAGAAGAAUACGGUCCAUAUUACGGCCAGGAUGGUUAUUGUCACGUACAAAAUGUUACCCUGCAAGCUAAAAUCACAGGCUACGUUAAUGUCACUUCUGGAAGCGAAGAAGCCCUUAAAGUUGCUUUAUUGAAACACGGUCCCAUUUCUGUAGCCAUUGACGCUUCUCAUCGUACUUUCUCAUUCUACUCAAAUGGCGUAUAUUAUGAGCCUAAAUGCGGAAAUACUCCCGAUGGUUUGGAUCACGCUGUGUUAUUGGUCGGGUAUGGAACGCUGGGCGAUAAGAAAUAUUGGUUGAUUAAGAAUUCCUGGUCCAAUUAUUGGGGAAAUGAUGGCUACGUUUUAAUGGCCAUUCAAGAUAAUAAUUGCGGUGUGAUGACAGAUCCAACCUACGUCACGUUCUGAUCGUUGAAAUACGAGUACAACAACGAAGUAACCAAUCUGAUCCGAAGACAAUUUUUGUAGAAGACUUUUUUAAACUAUUUUAUAUGUAUUUGUAUAAUCAAACAUUUUUUUUAAAGGGAUUUUUUAAAUGUAUUUUAUCAAUUGAUCAUAUUUUUAUAUGUUAUUUACUUAUCGGUUCUUAUUUUCGAAGGUUCCUAAAUGGCAAAGAGUCGGUAUAUAAUUGCCUACUACAUACGUACGAAUAAUGCAUUUAAGAGAAACGUAAUAAUUAUCUUAAUCUUCGUAAAAGGCGAUUGAAAUGUGAUAAAAUUGUGAUUCAGUUUACGAACUAUGAAAUUAUUAUAAUUAAUAUAGAUUUUAUUACCCAAUAAAAAUUGUAUUGCUAGUGUAAAA